Molecule: messenger RNA, 2117 nt
Organism: Ixodes scapularis (black-legged tick)
Lineage: Eukaryota; Metazoa; Arthropoda; Arachnida; Ixodida; Ixodidae
Gene: qless
Product: all trans-polyprenyl-diphosphate synthase PDSS1
Biological process (GO): isoprenoid biosynthetic process; ubiquinone biosynthetic process
Cellular component (GO): transferase complex; mitochondrion
Molecular function (GO): prenyltransferase activity
Source: RefSeq, a predicted model, not a curated record
AAGCGGCCAAUUUUUGCCAUGCCAGUCCACGCAAAGCCGCUAUGGCUGCAGGGUCAGCUGCGAAGUUAACUGCGUUCGCGGAGAAGCUCGUGGAUUGUACCAAGUGUCUACGCCUGCCAAGACUCAGUACCCAGAACGUCAGGUGGCAGCAUGCAUCGUGGUUUGCUAUCCGACAGGACAGGAGGCUGCACCACACGCUGGGUGGCAUUGGUGCCUCGAGCAGCCCCUGCCGCUGCUGCCGGCAGCCCCACGCGUUCCCGCACCGGCACUUCGUGACGUCGCCCCAGCUUCCCCAGGCGCCCCUGGUGCAGCAGCCGGGCAGCCUGCCCGAAGCCAGCACCGACCCCUUCGAGCUCUCCAAGCAGGAUUUGGCCGAUGUGUACGACGCCAUCAAGAAAGAGCUUUGGGUGGCCAAACCUCAGCUGAAUGAGAUUGCCAGCUACUACUUCGAUGGACAGGGCAAGGCUUUCCGUCCCAUGAUUUGCACCCUGAUGGCAAGAGCUGUCAACAUCCACGUGCACAAUAGGAAUGUACUCUUAGAUUUCCAAAAGAAGGUGGCAUUACUGUGCGAGAUGAUCCACACUGCCAGUCUCGUUCACGACGACGUGAUCGACACCUCAGACACAAGGCGGGGAAAGCCGAGUGUCAACGUCCUCUGGGGACAAAAAAAGGCAAUAUUAGCGGGUGAUUUUGUGCUCUCACGGACAGCUCAAUUACUUGCCAAAAUAGGAAGCAAUGAUGUCAACAGUUUCUUAUCUCAGGUUCUGGUGGACUUAGUUCAGGGGGAGUUCAUGCAGCUAGGUUCCAAAGAAGAUGAAGGAGAGCGAUUCUCUCACUACAUCCAGAAAACCUUCAAGAAGACUGCAAGCCUCAUCGCCUUUGCCUGCAAAUCGGUCUCCAUACUGGGGGGAGGGGAUGAAAAAGUCCAAGAGGCAGCCUACGUACGGCAGUAUGGCAGAAAUGUUGGCAUUGCUUUUCAGCUGGUGGACGACCUCCUCGACUUUGUGUCCAGCCAGUCUGACCUGGGCAAGCCCGCAGCCGCAGACUUGAGACUGGGCUUGGCUACAGCGCCAGUCCUCUUUGCUUGCGACAAGUACCCAGAGCUGAACGCCAUGAUCAUGAGGCGCUUUUCGGAGCCCGGAGACGUUGAAAGAGCCUACGACGCCGUUCUCAAGAGUGAUGGCCUGGAGCACACGAGGCUCCUGGCACAGAAGCAUUGCAGCGAGGCGGUGCGCCACUUGGCACCGUGGACCGACUCGCCAGAGAAGCAGGCUCUCAUCAGCAUCACCGAGAAAGUGCUCAACCGCAAGAAGUGACGGCUGCCGCCCUCUGCUGCGCAACUGCCGGAAGACUACACCCUCAACGAAGGCCCUUCCUUCAGCCAGAAGAGGACUCCCCCACAGAUAUUGCCUUUCCUUGUGCACAGACAGAACUGUGGACGUCCUCAACUACGUUGGUGGACGAAGGGUGACGGGGAUGAAUCUAGUAUGCCAAUGUGCCAGGCUCUGCGCCGUGACAAUCGCCCCCUUGUUUGAAGGAAUGUUUCAGCCCGUCUGGCUUGAGAAGGGGGGGGAGUGGGACUCUUGCAUGUAUAUGCCAGUCCAAACUUGUAAUAAUUAUAAAUAGAGUUGCCUGCGGGCAUUAUGAAACUGUUGUCUUAACUUGUUUAAUACUUCCAUGAACGUGCAAUUUCACGAGAGCUUGCUUAACCAAUUGUAGGCCGAGAUACCCUUGCACGGAUACCCUAGAGGCAAGAGAUAACACGGGUGCUAGUGUACAUAGACCUAUUAAUGUACAUAAAUAACAAGCCUGACCAUUAGAGACAUUUGCAUUCUGUGGACACAACUGUGAAGAAGACUGGUGUGAUGAUUGGCAGGUGGGCUAGAUAUUUAUCACUUAGCAUCACGCCAUGGUAUACUUACAAUAUACUAUGCUAAUAAAUAGCACGUUAAAGGUGCAUGUAUAUAGUAAUGUUGCGAGGGAAAUCUUGACUGCAUUUGGGGCACGUUUUCCCUUUUUGUUACAAACUGUUGACAUUUUUUUAAGCUUGUCCGUGUAAUAGGUACACACUAACAAAGCUAAGAGAAAGAACCUAAUAAAAAAAAUAUAACAGACAA